Molecule: messenger RNA, 1842 nt
Organism: Anastrepha ludens (Mexican fruit fly)
Lineage: Eukaryota; Metazoa; Arthropoda; Insecta; Diptera; Tephritidae
Exons: 3
Coding region: 1-1842 (613 amino acids)
Source: RefSeq, a predicted model, not a curated record
AUGUCAUCUGGUGAAUGGGAUUUGCGUGCUCUCAAGGCACUCGAAGAAGAGGAACAAAAAGCAUUCCUCGCGCUUAGUAGAAGAAGCAUAUUCGAGCCCCCAUCCCCACCGACAGGUGAAAGAUUACUGCAACAGACCCAAAAACUGAAGCAGCAGCAAUUUCAACCGAAACUAACCUAUGCGCAACUGUAUCCGCAUAUAUUGAAAUUGCCCACUAUUAAUGAAUGUAAUCUGAUUGCGGCGGCUCGAAGGCGUCAACUUCUUCUGCAGCAACAGAACAUAUCAAGCAAUAACGCAAGUGGCAGACGUUUAAAAUUCACGCGCCCUCUUUCGCUUUCGGCGAAUUCGUUGACAGCACGUAGCAGUGCCCAUGGGAAAAAAGUUGCCGCCUCGAAAUCUAAGGCUCCCAAUGUGCCCCCGAUUAGUAAUUCGGGCUCACCGCCUCGGUCUUUCAGUGCUUCCCCCGUCUACACGCCACCGCCGAUUAGACGAUGCGAAACACAUUAUCAAACCCAGCCGGUACGAAAGGCUUUCAAGACUCUUCAGCAGUUGGAAAAGCAGAAAAAGGAUUGCAAAAUAGAGGCUGGAGAGACGCUGAAACGUGUACUUGGAACUAACAAUACAUACUGGAAGUACGGUGCCAACUCUACUGCCGCUUCGAUCAUUGGCCAACGCAAAAGGUGGAAUUCUUCCUUGGUAGAAAUCGAGUCCAACACUUCUGAUGAGUUUGAUGUAGACUGUGACGAUAGUGCUACUGAGACCGGAUCGUGCACGGUGCCAUUGGCUUCGAACUCGAUCGAAAUGAUGCGUCUUAUGCUGUCGGCGGCCACCGCUGCCGUCACCACUCACAAAACAAAUACACAAGUAGCUGAGGCUGUUACCGAAUGCGUAUCAAAAGAUAUUGAUUAUUUACUUAACGAACGACCGUUGAAUUCUGCAGGCUCAGUGAAUUCGAUAUUAAGUAAUGGAAUGGUAUGUAAAGAACACUCAACCCCCCAAACCACCCCCCCACCGUUGUUCACAGCUAAAAUAAAUGGUGGCAAAAAUGUGGCCCAAAGUGGCUACGGCAGCACAUUUCUUCCAUUAUCAUCGCGUUAUCCCUUAAAAUUACCCGCGCCAUUAUUUACGCCUGAAGAGAAAACUGUUGCUUUUAAAGCUUUUCACGAACAUCAGCGAAGAAAGAGCCUCUCAUACAACGGUGUUCGUACUGCACCGACGCUUCAGCGUGGCAGAAGUUUAGCAGAAACCUCUGUCAAUGACAGUGGCAGCAGCAGUAACAGCCGGUCGUGCACGACAACAGGGCAAAGCGUUCACAGUUCAAGCGUUCGCAAUAUGCUGAAAGCCAACUCGUUGGAUAUGAGUACGCAGUUUGAUGCAGGUUUGAAUGCUGAUGGCGGGAAUUGUACUCUACAAAGUUCCACCUUAAUUACAAAUCCAAUGACUGAUGGCAAGAAAACGGCCUCGACAGCACCAAUAAAAGGACUAGAUGUGCUAUCUAAAUCAACAAUUGACGUAGUCGGAUUAAAUGUACAAGGCCGUUUCGACAAGAAAGUAACGCAACAGCAGCAACAACAACUUCAGAACUUACAUUUACACAGCCAUCCAGAGCUCCCACAUCUUCCCUCGAUGUUAUGCAUCCCAUCAGAUAAUGACGGGAAUUGCCACAACUCAGCGCCAGUGUCCAAUAUGAUGCUGACAGACCAAAAAUCUGUGACAGCACUGGCGUCGCUACAUCAGCAUGUUAUCGAUAAUGAAUUGGAGCAGCAUAUCAAACAUUGCUCUUGCUCAUGCAAUCAUAUGGGAUAUGGGAACUCCAUGGAUUAUCAGUUAAUGAAUACUUAG